AUGUCUUCAUCGCCCCGGGACAUGUCCUCAACAGAGAAGAAUCAUAAUUCAGCACUACCAUCGACGAAUGCUUCAGAAAUCGUCAAAUCGCCAGCCUCAACUCAACUGUCUGGGCCAGACGAUAAAGCCCGAUUUUUAGAGUUGCGAAACGGCUUAGCAGGUUGGCAGUGGAGUCUUUUCCACAUAAUCGUAUUCUUUGGAGCCGCGAUUUCAGGUUACGAUGUUAGCAAUGUAUCCACCAUUCAGCUAUCCAUAUACCAGGCGUUCGGACGGAUUGAUCUCCUCCCCUGGAUCGUGACAGCGUUCUCGCUCGGUGUUUCAGCCACAAGUCCUACGAUUGACCGGAUAAUGAAGCUGGUCGACUUGAAGUGGUUCACACUCAGUUGCUGGACCGUGUUUAUCGUUGCUACUGCUGUGUGUGGAGCCUCUCCCACUAUUGAAGGCAUCAUAGUCGGUCGCAUCAUUCUAGGUGUAGCUGGAGGGGGCUGUUACUUAUCAUUGUUGAGUUACUCGACGAUCCUGGCUCGGCCCACUGAGCAUGCAAGGCUCACCGGGCUGCUAGGUAUGGGUUACGCCGUCGGCUUAUUCCUUGGCCCGGUGAUCGGAGGAUCAUUUGCACAGAACGAGCAUGCUACUUGGAGAUGGGCAUUCUACAUCGGCAUUCCAUACUCGGGCAUUAUCAUGGUACUGAUUUUUUUCGUCUUCCCGCAUGUACGAUUACGUCCUCAAGAGGAAAUUGGUAAAGGGCUGCUUCACAUAGACUGGGUGGGUGCAUUUCUGCAUGCAGCUACGCUGACGCUCUUCGACGCAGCCUGUAUUUUCUCAGGAUCCACACUGACAUGGCGCUCCGGUGUCAUCGCUCUGUGGGUGAUGUUUGGCGUCGUCACAAUUAUUUAUACUAUCCAGCAGGCAUUCAGCCUAUUUACAGAUCCAGCGAAGCGCAUCCUCCCCAUUGGCGUCCUAUCCACCCGAACCGGCUUCCUCGUUAUGAGCGCCUCAUUUUGCGCCUGCUCAGGAUACGGCGUUGCAUUAUACUAUUUGCCCCUAUACUAUGCGUUCACACGCGGCGACGACUCAAUCCAAACAGCUGUGCACAUGCUCCCCUAUAUCGGCGUUUAUAUUGCAGGAGCAAUCGGUUGCGGCAUGUUCCUGCCUGUCGUGCGUCGAUAUGCCGUCAUGUAUCUCCUGGGUGGAAUCCUUAUCGCGGCCGGGGCUGGAUCCAUGAUGUCGGUCAAUGCAAACACUUCCUUGAGUCAGACUAUGGGAAUCAGCGCCAUCCUCGGAUUCGGCGUGGGCUUGACAAUGCAGCUUGGAGUGACUGUUUUGGCGCUGGCACUGCCGGCAAAUAUUCGCAUGGACAAUUCCAUUACGAUGACUCUUACCAUCUACACCGGAACUACCGUCUCACUGGCCAUUGCGGGCUGCAUCUUUCAGAACAUUGGCUUCGGUUUUCUCUCCAAUGCUUUGCAACGGUCUAAUUUGUCAGAUUCGCAAAUACAUAACGCGCUUGCCGGACAUGAGUCCCCUGUGUGGGCUAUGCUCGACCCAGAAGCUCUAGAUGACGCCAUUUCAGCGGUGACUAAAGCCAUCAUCAGGUUGUUUUAUAUCAGCACAGUUGGAGGGGCUUUGAUGGCUAUUUUUGCCUUGAUCAUGAAAUGGGAGGCUCUUGACUUCAAGAACACGAAGACGGAAACGGAAAGAGGGUCACAACAGGCGUCUUGA
Messenger RNA from Penicillium pulvis, 1722 nucleotides. RefSeq names its product Major facilitator superfamily transporter. Bases 1 to 1722 code for a protein of 573 amino acids. Gene Ontology annotation, biological process: transmembrane transport. The transcript is spliced from 4 exons. The record is from RefSeq and is a predicted model, not a curated record. NCBI's taxonomy places the organism in Eukaryota, Fungi, Ascomycota, Eurotiomycetes, Eurotiales, Aspergillaceae. Gene Ontology annotation, molecular function: transmembrane transporter activity.